GUCCGGUUCUGAGGACAUUUGAUAUCAUCUCAGUCAGUGGCAUUAAUGUGUCUCUCGGUUCGACAUUUUGAAUAAUCGGGGCUGUCUGCCGUCAUCCUGCCACUAGCUGUCAGCAGCACCGUCUGUCUGUCUGUCUGUCUGUCUGUCUUAUCACACUCCUCUACUCAUGCACUUACAUUAUAGAAAACAAGCUGUCCGUGCAAGAGAGCACUUGAUACUUUUUUAUUAUUACCAAACCGUUCCCAUAAUUACCCCAUAAUCAUUAUAUAAUCCUAUAACAAAGCCUCUAUUGAAGCCCUGUCUUUUGUCAACGCUGGGACACUGAAUCUAUAAUUGCAUUAUUCAGUCUCUUCCACCCCCCUAUAGAAGCAUAAUAUAUCAAAACCAUCCCGCAAAAGGAAGGUUUUAGUUGCAAGAAACGGUUCGGCCUCUGCGGGACGUCUUCUUCUUUUUUUUUUUAAAUGUCGUGUUUACGCGUCGCAAAAAAAGUUGUGCCAACUUCAAGUGUGGAGCUCCUGUUGGAAAUCUAUUAGAAAAUAUCAAAAACAAACAUCCUGAAAAAAGUCUUUGCUUCAGUUAGAGUCAGAUCGGCCGCCUUAAAAAAAAAAAAAAAUCAAGCAAACGGUGUGUAGAACGCAUUCAUUCACAAAUUGGACCAGUCGCAUUAUUGAUAUAUCAUAUUUUCAAAUAAUUAUGUUCAUUCCCUCCUGCGCUUCCAGGCAGUAAGAAUAAAUCGUCAAUACAUAGUGAAAAAAAAGGCAAAAGCGAGUCCCCGAGGAGCGGUUUGCGUUUGUAUGCAUGGGGAUUGGCAACACAACGGGGCUUAUUUACAUUAAAUACGCCACAAGGUUACAGUGCAGAUAGAUGAGCGUCAUUUUUAUCACUCAUUACUUCUCUUAAGCGGUGACUGACGCUCAGGACGCACAAGAGGCAACACUCAUUUAUCCUGGAGUUUUUUUUAAAGGCGAAGAGAAGAGGAAAAAGACUCGAAACAGUUCACUUGGAAGGCUCUUGUCGUCCCACCUUCUGUGGAGCUGUCGGCACUCUUCCUGACAUCCGGCAUUCGUUGGAGCGGCGGCAGUCGCGCAGAAUCCCUCCAUCCAGGAUCCUUCCAUUAAAGAUAACUUGUAUUGAGCCACAUCUUAUUCACUUCAAUCCGCCUCCCCCUCCUGUCUCAAGUGAUCCCUUCCCAGCAGAGAAAAUCGAAGGGCUCCCUGAUCAGUGCCGACCAGAAGCGGAGCUGAAGCUGAGGCUGGCUUAACGGGGCUAAGCGCACUAUCACGCUGUCUAAGAAACUACCCCCACCCACGUCUGAGGUGGCCAUUCCAGCAAACACUAGUCAGUCAGGAGUGACAGUGAGACGCCACUUGAUCCUAACAGACAGGUUGCACUCCAGUAUGCAGUUGGAGUGUUAAGGAUGGAGGACUCUAGUUUGUGUCUUGGUGUGUCGUCAGCGGUGCCUGACGCUGAUGCCCAUCUAAGCAAUGCAGUGUUAAAUGGCCGCUACCCCAUCAGUCAAAAGCUUCACCAGCUUACUGCCCAGCUAGGACACGCCUUCCCCGACCUACACCGCCCACAACAGAUCCCUGAAGAGAAAGCAGCCACGCCUUUGGACGAGAAGACCCACCACGCAGCUCUGGCCAGUCAGCCUAUCAGCAGUCAGAUGGCCCUGCUAGCCAAUCAGCUCAACCGAGACAUUGAUGCAGGGGCACUAAGUGGGUUGAACGGGCGUGUUGACUUGCAGCAGUUUCUCAAUGGCCAGAACUUGGGCAUCAUGUCCCAGAUGAAUGAUAUCGAAGAUGACGCCCGCAAGAAUAGGAAGUAUCCCUGUCCAUUAUGUGGCAAGCGCUUCCGUUUUAACAGCAUCCUGUCGCUGCACAUGCGCACACACACAGGCGAGAAGCCCUUCAAGUGCCCCUACUGUGACCACCGAGCAGCUCAAAAAGGCAAUUUGAAGAUCCACCUCCGCACCCACAAGCUGGGGAAUCUUGGUAAGGGCCGUGGCCGUGUCAGAGAGGAGAAUAGGCUGCUGCAUGAGCUGGAAGAGAGGGCCAUCCUGAGGGACAAGCAAAUGAGAGGGAGUGGCAGUCUCCAGCCACCUCAAACACCCCAUCUGAGCCUCACUAGCAGCACUAACACCCAUCAGCAGCAACUAGGCUCAGCCUGUGGCCUCCUGCCCCCCUCCAGUAUUGUCACUCCAGAGACAAUGUCCCAGCCUUCUUCUUCACCAAAGCCGGCUGGCACCCAAGAUGAACAGUCCCUGAACCCAGCCACAGGCUUCCGCUGCACCUUCUGCAAAGGGAAGUUCAAGAAACGCGAGGAGCUGGACCGCCACAUCCGCAUACUUCACAAGCCCUACAAAUGCACACUGUGUGAGUUUGCUGCUUCCCAUGAAGAGGAGCUGAUAAGUCACGUGGAGAAGGCCCACAUCACAGCUGAGACCACACAGGGCCAAGGUGCUGGUGGUGCUGGUGGCAUGCAGCCGGCCACUGAAUUCCGCUGUGAUGUGUGUGGCCAGGUGUUCAGUCAAGCUUGGUUCCUCAAAGGCCACAUGCGCAAGCACAAAGAUUCCUUUGAACACUGCUGCCAAAUUUGUGGCCGUCGCUUCAAGGAACCCUGGUUCCUCAAGAACCAUAUGAAGGUGCAUCUCAACAAGUUGGCCAUCAAGAGCAAGCCACCACAGCCCAGUGAGCAGGACCUGGCUGCCGUCAAUAGCAUGAGUAAUCUGGCCCAGGAAGCUCAUGCCAACCUUUACUCCCGCUAUAUCUCCUGUCUUCAGGGAGGGUUCCUUUCACCAGACAAACAGGGCCUGAGUGAGCAGCACCAAAUGUUGGCUAAAGCAGGAAUAGCCAUGAAGGAAAAGGAAAUGUUAGGGAAGCUGCUGGGGCCAAUGGCAGGAGGUAUGGGCCAUGGGUUGGGCGAAAAUGAGAAGCGGUCACUCCUGGGUUGUCUCAAUCUUGUGCCACCACUCAAGUCAAGCUGUAUGGAACGCCUCCAGGCAGCUGCCAAAGUGGCCGAAAUGGACUCCCUCAACAGCUACCAAGCCUGGCAGAUAAUGGCUCGUGGCAUGGCUAUGGACAGGGCUUUCAUGCCGAAAGACCAGCACCAGCACCAGCACCAUAUACCUCCAGGGCAGGAAGAUGAGAUGGGUGGUGCUGGGGCCUUGGCUUCCUUCUCAAAGGAGAAACAAGACUACUCCUUGAUUACUUCCAAUGAUAGCUCCAAGCAGAAGCAACUCUCCGAGGCCUUGCAGGGAUCCAAGGCAGCUACUGGAGCCAUGAUGUCCAUGAAGGAGGAUGGAAGGGGCUUUGACAGUCACCGUGACUUAAUGUCUCACCACGGUGGUGCUGAGGCUCCUGGAGCACUGGCUGGCUUGGGAAGCCCAAACAUUGACUACAGCCUCUCCAGCAUGAAGGAGAAGCCUUCAGAAUGCCCUGACUGUGGCCGGGUCUUCAGAACCUACCAUCAGAUGGUCGUCCACUCCCGCAUCCACGGCAAAGACAGGAGAGGCAUCGAGGAAGCGUUCCAGCAACAAGGUUUGGACGAACGCCGCGGAUCAGCCAGUGACCCUGAGUCCCAGUCCAUCAGCCGCUCCACCACUCCUGGUUCAUCCAACGUGACAGAAGAGAGUGGAGCUGGAGGAGGACACUCCCAGACAGGAAGUGUCCAGGAUGACAGCCCACAUCCCUCCUCACCAUCUUCAGAUGUUGGGGAGGACUUGGGGAAGGCGGCGGGGACCAUUCAGCCUUCUCUGUCCCAGCAUCGCGAGCGGAGCGUGGGCUCGUCCUCCAAGGAUUGCCCCUACUGUGGCAAGUCUUUCCGCACCUCCCAUCAUCUCAAAGUCCACCUGCGGAUACACACAGGAGAGAAACCCUACCGGUGCCCUCAUUGUGACUAUGCCGGCACCCAGUCUGCCAGUCUGAAGUACCACCUGGAGCGCCACCACCGCGAGCGUCAAAAUGGCUCCACCACCUCAGGCCCAUCUUCUGGCCACACCGCUUCUUCUGACCACAAAGAGGACCACGGGAAGACAGCCGGUGGUGGCAUCUUUGCUCGACCAGAUGUUCUCCGUAAUGUUUUCAAGGGCAUGCCUCCAAACCUAGACUUCAGGGCGGGUCCACUGCUGCCCCAUCAGUGGGCGUCGGCUGGCAUGAUGUCUCCACACGACCGAGAUCGAGAGCGGGAGCGCGGAGACCGCCGCUUUGACUCCUCCUCAGCUGAGAACAUGAAGGCUGCUGAUGGCCCAUCCUCACUGGUCUCAACAGCGACAGAUAGCUUCUCCGACCUAAGCAGGGCCUACCAAAGCAUGAUGGGAAACGGAGUCCACUUUCAAGGUUCUCUCCAGGCCUUCAUGGACAGCUUCGUCCUCAGCUCCAUGAAGAAAGAUAUGAAGGACAACCAGAGUCCAGCCCAGCUCCAGGCCCAUUGCUACCAUGAUAACGGUGAGCCCAAAGCAAAGAGGGCCAUCUCAGCUGACCAGGAAAGGGAGGAGAAGGCUGAAGCCAAACAGAACUCAGCAGAGCCUGGCAAACCUGGGUCCCAGUAUGAACCACUUGAUCUGUCUGUGUCAGUCCGGCCUGAGUCUGCAUCUGGAUCUCUCCCUGGCUCUUCAGUCACCAUCCACGAUAAUGUGGCAUGGCACGGCUGCCUCUUCUGCUCCUUCUCCACCGCCUCGGUGGAGCUCAUGGCUCUGCACCUUCAGGCCAACCACAUGGGAAAGGCCCAACCCCAGCGGUCUGAUACAGGCAAGGAGCUUCAUGGGGAGACAUCUCCCAACACUUCCACCAUUCACCCCAAGACCUCUGGUGUGGCCCUUGACAAAGAUGGAGACAGAGAUGGCGAGAAACACCAGGGAGGCUGGAACAACCACAUGGACCAGCCUUACAACCCCUUCCAAAGUGACUUCUACAGGCGGUUUGGUGGUUUGUAUGAUGGAUCCCCAAGGACCAAUCAGGCCCUUCAAGGGUACAUAGCCCCAGUAGAACAGGGUCUGGAGCUACCUAGCCAGACCUUUGGAGGAGCAUCUUCAGCUGGGGAUGACCAGAUUGGUGAGAGGGGCUCCUGUGGAGAUGCAGAAGAGGAUCGGGUUGGAUCAGAUGAUGAGGUGGCAAAGGCUGGUGUACACAGUGCUAGUGAGACUCCCUCAACCACACCCAAGAGACAGCAGCAACAGAAUCAAUCUGAUGAAGAGGAAGAGGAGGGAGGAGUGGCUGAAGAGGAGGAUGAAAGAGAUGAGCAUGGACAAAUGGACAUGGAGAGAGAGGAAGAAGGAAGUCCAGCUUCAGACCACCUCCAGAACCACCCCAAACAGUUCCAAGAUGACUCCUCCCUGCCCCCAAGGAGUGGAGCUGGUCUGGCAGCAUCUUCCUCUGCUAUGAAACCACUUUCUCUGGUUCCCCAACCCAAGAAUCAAGCUCUGGCACUGGAGAAGCAGUGGCAGCAAGGCCUGGGCCUCCUGUCUCCUGGAGGUCCUCCAGGACUGUUGAAGGCUGAGCAGCAGACCCACCUAGAACAGCAGAUGAACAUGCUGUCUGUCCUCAGAGCAUACAGCAAUGACAACCUCCCCGCAUUCAACGGCCUGGGAGGUGGAGCAUCCACAGGGGGCAUGAAGAGGCCAGAUGCACCUGGCCAAAGACCAUUCAAGUGCAGUUACUGCCCCUACAGUGCCUCCCAGAAGGGCAACCUGAAGACCCACGUGCUGUGUGUUCACCGCAUGCCCUUCGACAACAGCCAGUACCCUGACCGACGCUUCAAACGAUCGCGUCCCGAGUACGACAUCCCAGAGAAGAACACAGAUGACGCUGUUGGUGUUGCUACAUCUAAUCAACUAAUGACAGGAGCAGAUGGAAGCCAUGGGAGCAGCAUUGAGUUGUUGGCAGGGGAUGUCUUGUCCCGUCACCAGGACUGAAGCCACAAUGAGUUCGGUCGGUUAAUAGCAUCAAGGGGGGAAGGUGUGGAUUCGUGUUGGACAAUCUGAAAUGUCAUAGAUUUCAUCAGAUCAUCAGACAACUCCCCGAACUUGAGAGUUGGUCACUAUAAGACGAAGAGACCUAUGAUGAAGACCCCGACUGAACGACAAGACAAUGAGAGAGAAACAAAAGUGCUGUGAAUAGACCACACUUCCUAUGUUAUAAACUCAAAGUAAACAUACUCUGCGUGUGUUAUUAGAAGUCUGUGACUAAGAAAACAUUAUAACCUAUGUAUCUGUGAUGAGGUGGCUCAGCAUUUUUCAUUUUUUUUAAAAGUGAGCACAGUGUUAUUAUGUGUAAGGAUGGAAAGGAGAAAGAGUUACAAACUGUUAAUGAAAUCAUACUUUUCAGACAAAUCAAAGAGGAGGGAGGCUAUAAAGCAAGAGGGAAGCCAGAUGAAGUCAUCUAAAAUCAUUAAAGUGACUUUUCUCCAAAAAUAAUGCUUUUAUCAGAAAAAUGAUCCGUGUAAACGAUUUAGCAGAGCAGUUAGUGUAGGGAAGAUGGAGGAGGAAGAGGAGGGCUUCUGAUUGCACACCACAGCCACCCAGAACAUAACACCAGUGGCUGCCAUUUUCCCAGUGCAAGUGAUGAGCAUUGUAUGUGUGUGUAUGUGUUGUGGGGUCAGUGGCGGCGACGGUGGCGUGUGUGUCAGGGAAACGGGGGGGGGCAAUGGUGCCAGUCUGACUGGAGCUGUCAUCGCAGAGGAAAUCAAUUCGACAACACACACACACACACACACACACAAACACACACACUCAGAGUCCUACAGUGGUAACCCGACUCUGGAUGGUACGCCAGGGGGUCAAGUUGAGUCCCAUCAGCUGGCCGGAGCCCCUCAAGUCACCUCCUUCUCUCCUCCAUCCUUCCCUGCACUCUCACUCUCUCCAAUACAAGCUCAAUCCAUUAGAAUGGCCUUGAAAAUACAACACAAAUCAAUCGGCGUAUUUAAAGCAUCCAUUAGCCGACGUUAAGGCUUGUUUUGCUCUGGUUUUGGCAAUUCGACGUCUGGAGGUCACCUUACAGGCUCCACGUCAGAGAGGGACGGGGGAGUUUUAACUGAUUGUGUUUUAGCCUGGAACGCUUAAUGAUGACAGAUACAUGAUGGCGUGACACACACACACGCAGGCACGCCACCACCGCUACAGACCGUACAACACAUGCACACACACACACACACACACACAGGCACGCACACACACUCUGCAGCCACUGGCGUUAUGUUCUGGGGUGGCUGUGGCGUGCAUUCAAAUGUCCUCUCCUCCGUCUCCUCAAUCUUCCCUCCACUAACAGUUUGACUGAAUCGUUCACACAGAUCAUUUUUUCUGAUAAAAAGUGUUAUUUUUGGAGAAAAAUUAAUGAUUUUCAAUUACUUAAUCUGGCUUCCCCGAUCGCUUCUUAGCCUCCCUCCCUUCUCCUCUUGGUCUGAAAAUUUCAUUAACAGUUUGUUACUUUGGCAAAGACGUGGACCAAACUGUGGAGGAAAUAUUUUUUAUCACGUGCUCCAGAAGGAAAGAUCAGAUGUAAGCAGCUGUGUUCUGUACGUAAAAAAAGAUGUGUGACAUGCAGCUAAAAACUUCUCCUCUAGACGAAAAGCAGGAUUCAUCUCCUCUGAUGAGCUCUUCCACAGGGUGAGAC
Larimichthys crocea (large yellow croaker) is the source of this 7604-nucleotide messenger RNA. It is a transcript of the gene znf536, whose product is annotated as zinc finger protein 536. Gene Ontology annotation, biological process: regulation of DNA-templated transcription. NCBI's taxonomy places the organism in Eukaryota, Metazoa, Chordata, Actinopteri, Sciaenidae. The transcript is spliced from 9 exons. Gene Ontology annotation, cellular component: nucleus. The record is from RefSeq and is a predicted model, not a curated record. Gene Ontology annotation, molecular function: RNA polymerase II cis-regulatory region sequence-specific DNA binding; DNA-binding transcription factor activity, RNA polymerase II-specific. Bases 1418 to 5908 code for a protein of 1496 amino acids.